AUGAGAGGAGGUGAUGUGAAUCUUGCUUGUGUUGGUGAGGAGGGGGUCAACCCUCCUUGGGACCUGCUAAGGGUGGCUGUGCUGGGCGUGGCAGACACUGCUGUGAUAGCAGCGCUGCGACCCCUAUGCCUGGCGAUGUCAGCGUGGGACAAAGGGCAGUUUCUCUUUAUGGCAUCUGGGCCGACUGCCUUCGGGGGUUAUGAUCCCAAGGUAGGACAUUUCGGUGUUUCCCCUUGGGAGAGUCGUCGUGUUGGGAGUUGGGGGAUCUCACCAGCUGGUAGGGCUGACGUAAUUAUUAUACUUAAACCAUUCAUAAAUGGAACUAUCAAGCUUUUAUUAAACUUCUGUUUUGUGCAGGGAUUUUACCUUCCAUGGGCUUUGCUAGCUCUGGAUUUAAUAUUUGGAAAUCGUUUAAAGCCAAACAUCCUAGGGAUGCUUGUAGGACACCUAUAUUACUUUUUAACAGUGCUUCAUCCUCUUGCUGGUGGGAAGUUCAAGUUCAAGACUCCUCUGUGGAUUCACAAAAUAGUGGCAUAUUGGGGAGAGGGUACACAAAUAAAUGCCCCAGUGCAAUCAAAUCCAUCAGAUGGAAUUGUAUUCAGAGGAAGAAGCCACCGUCUUGGUGGGACUCAAAUAACAACAAGAAGCACUGCAGAGCAAACUAAUAGGAAUGGUUCCUCCCCACAACAGCAGAAUCAGGGUGAUGGAAUUGCUUUCCGCGGAAGAAGUUACCGUUUAAAUGGAUGAGUUUGGUAACAUGAUAUGUUCAUAUGGCAUGAUUUUCAAUGUUUUUGUUGCUUACUGGUUGAUGCGAAGUAUUGAUUGCUAUUGAACCUGAACCUAUUUGAUGUUAGCCAAGUUAGAUUACUUUAAAAUGCUAUAAUCCUUCUACUAAAACAAAUUGCUAUAAUCCUUGUAUCUCUUGGCACAAUUGGAUCUAUGGAAGUGAAAAAACCGUUGCAGUUUGGAACACGA
Messenger RNA from Gastrolobium bilobum, 975 nucleotides. Its product is annotated as derlin-1-like. The record is from RefSeq and is a predicted model, not a curated record. The transcript is spliced from 4 exons. NCBI's taxonomy places the organism in Eukaryota, Viridiplantae, Streptophyta, Magnoliopsida, Fabales, Fabaceae. Bases 1 to 747 code for a protein of 248 amino acids. Gene Ontology annotation, biological process: endoplasmic reticulum unfolded protein response. Gene Ontology annotation, molecular function: ubiquitin-specific protease binding; misfolded protein binding. Gene Ontology annotation, cellular component: endoplasmic reticulum membrane; Hrd1p ubiquitin ligase ERAD-L complex.